AUGACACUCCUGAACCGCCACCGAGAACUCGUUGCGAAGCUCAAGUCAGUCCGAUAUCCGCAUGUGGUACGCGAGUACAACGCAGCUGCUGACUCGCUCGCUGGUGAGGCAUUGGAGUCGAAGGUGUCUAAAGUGGUGCUCAACGACCACCGCAAGACUGAGCUCAAGGAACCGAACAGAAUCCAAGAAAUGAUCUAUGAGCCGUCUUCAGACGACAUCAAGGUCAAAAACACGAGUUCAGGGACUUUCGUUCAAAUUCUAGACGGAAAGACACGUUAUAUUCAUGCUACGACCAGCGAUAUUCUGCAACAACUCCAAGAAGAGCGAAGGCGCCGUAUCGCCCAGGCUCAGGACGAUGAGCUGAGGUGGUCGAACCUGAAAGCUGUCCUGAGAGGAGAAACCACAGCGAUGACCUACAACAAGUGGGCGGACAACUUUGUGCUAUCAAGUGCCAAUGUCCUGUAUUACACGGGCGUGAGUAGAAGAAAGGUCGAGGAAAACCUGCCCGAGAUGUCGUUGAGGCUUGUGGUGCCAACCACAAUGAUCCAAGAGAGAGUAAAACACGACUACUACUGGAUCAGUCUCUACGCAGAUGUGGAGAAACAUGUGAAAUCAUGCCUCGACUGCAGCUCGAGUAAGAGCCUGCCGCAGCUCAAAGGCUACUCACCUGGCAGUGUGCUCGCAGAGCGACCAUUCCAGGUGAAUACCGAUGUCCUGGCUGUGGCCAAGGUGUUCGAAGAAUGCAUCUACAGACGAUUUGGUGCUCCGUCUCUUAUUCGCCACGACCGAGACCCACGCUUCAUGAGCGAGGUCUUCCAGGCCUUUGCCGAGUUAAUACAAGCACGGUCAAGGGCGAUACUAUGCUACCGACCACAAGCAAACGGACUGCAAGAGCAGUCGGUCAAAACCGUAAUGCAGUCUGUCACAGUCUACGUGGAAGACCCCCUACAGCAAGACUGGGAUGAGAUCGCUGAACGACUGGUGUUUUGGUAUGACCAGGAAAGAGACAUCAUUCUAUUUGGUACAUGGAUGGGAUGCCCAUACGACACUACAAGCAAUGGUAUUGGUAAGCAGACUGAGGCACUAGCCUGGCGACGAGAGAUUAACCACCAACUGCAGAUUGCUCUCGAGAUGGCAAAGGAAUACCAAGCUGUAGAGAAGGCCCGACGCGCUAGAAUUCACAACGAGAAGCUCAGUCGCAAAGAGCAAACCGCGAUACCAAAAGGUGUGAACGAUGGCUCGUCCGACGAUGACUCGGAACCGAGAGUGAAGCGGAAGGUCGAAGAGCUCGCGUACGAGCUAGGGUUACCAGAUAAAAGCGGGUAUCGGUUCAACCCAGUGGGAGCGAGAUUCGACUUUGAAGAGCUGUUGCCCGAAGACAGCUGGAAGCCAGAUGAAGCUGCCGGUGAAUUCGAGGUGGAAGCGAUUUUGAGCGACAGAACACCAAUGUCGACCAGCACGGACAGACCUGUGCGCGAAUUUGAGGUGAAGUGGGUUGGCUACGAGUCAACUACAUGGGAACCAGCCUCUAACUUGUCGUGUGGAGGGCUCCUGUAUGACAACUAG
Molecule: messenger RNA, 1566 nt
Organism: Phytophthora megakarya
Lineage: Eukaryota; Oomycota; Peronosporomycetes; Peronosporales; Peronosporaceae
Source: the annotation of a GenBank genome assembly